Molecule: messenger RNA, 165 nt
Organism: Theileria annulata
Lineage: Eukaryota; Apicomplexa; Aconoidasida; Piroplasmida; Theileriidae
Product: ribosomal protein s29, putative
Exons: 3
Coding region: 1-165 (54 amino acids)
Biological process (GO): translation
Cellular component (GO): ribosome; cytosolic small ribosomal subunit
Molecular function (GO): structural constituent of ribosome; zinc ion binding
Source: RefSeq, a predicted model, not a curated record
AUGGGAAAUCUUUUUAACAGACAUCCUAAAACUUACGGCCAAGGAAGUCACCAAUGUUGCGUUUGCUUUAAUCGUCACGGACUUAUAAGGAAGUACGGUCUCGAGAUCUGCCGCCAAUGCUUCAGAGAACGUGCCACUAUAAUUGGAUUCCACAAGUACUGGUGA